CCAACUUUUACUCAUAACAACAUGAACAUAACCAUAUAAUUCUGCAUACUGUACUUGUUAUCUGCUAACUGUUUUAUAAAGCCAUCAAACUAAUAUUUUGUAAUUGUUAUUGUUAAGUUCUUCUUUUGUCUUAAGUGUAGUGUUAUUAAUGGCUAAAUUAGUGAAAAAACCUAGAAAAAAUGGAUAUAAGUUGCCUGAUCCCUUACCAUUAGGCGAGAUAUUGGAAGACAUUAACAAAAAAAAGUGGAUAUUAGGACCGUCUAUAGGAAAAGGUGGUUUUGGAGAAAUAUAUUCAGCAAGAGAGUAUACGGAAUCUUCUAAACCAUCAAAACAGUAUCCUUAUGUUAUUAAAAUUGAACCUCAUGCUAACGGUCCCCUUUUUGUAGAAAUGCAUUUUUAUAUGCGUAAUGCAAAGCCAGAUGAAGUCGACGCUUUUCGAUUGUCAAAAAAAAUGCACCACUUUGGCAUGCCCAAGUACAUCGCAUCAGGCUCACAUCAACAUGACAAACAGAAGUACCGAUUUUUAGUAAUGGAAAAGUUUGGUAGUGAUAUAUGGAAGCUGUUCCUUGAAAACAACCGUAAAUUCCCUCCAGUUACAGUUUUUAAAUUAGGCAUUCAAAUAUUAGAUGUUUUAGAAUAUAUUCACAGCAAAGGCUAUGUACAUGCUGAUAUAAAAGGGGCUAAUAUUCUACUUGGGGAAGAUUCCAAAAACCCUAAACAAGUCUAUUUGGUUGAUUUUGGUUUGGCUUCACACUUUUCUUCACUAUUGAAACCAGAUCCCAAAAAGGCUCACAAUGGAACAAUUGAAUAUACUAGUCGUGAUGCCCAUUUAGGAGUUCAAACUAGAAGGGGAGAUUUAGAAAUUCUAGCAUAUAAUUUAAUUCAGUGGUUAGGAUGUCGUUUACCAUGGGAAGAAAAUUUAGACCCAGCCUCUGUUCAAAAUAGCAAAAACCAAUACAUGAAUGACAUUGAACAGUUUUUGAAGACAUGUUUUAAAAAUGAAAAAGUACCAAAAACAGUUGCAAACAUAUUGAAAUAUAUAACUUCUCUAGAAGUAGGUGAUACACCAGAUUAUGAACAUUUAAGAAAAAUAUUAGCUGAUGGUAUUAAAGCUGAAAGUGGAUCU
This is a messenger RNA of Agrilus planipennis (emerald ash borer), 1126 nucleotides long. RefSeq names its product nucleosomal histone kinase 1-like. NCBI's taxonomy places the organism in Eukaryota, Metazoa, Arthropoda, Insecta, Coleoptera, Buprestidae. The transcript has 6 exons. The annotation marks the transcript as partial. Gene Ontology annotation, biological process: signal transduction; peptidyl-serine phosphorylation. Gene Ontology annotation, cellular component: cytoplasm; nucleus. The record is from RefSeq and is a predicted model, not a curated record. Gene Ontology annotation, molecular function: ATP binding; protein serine/threonine kinase activity.